AUGGAGGAAACUGAAGAAAACGUCUCUCUUGAUGGAGGCGAGCGUUUAGAGGAUUCUGCUUACUAUCCAGAUGACUCGGAUGAUUCAACAUGGCCAGAUAAGAAGUACUCUCCAAAAGCUUCUACGUCAUCUGCGAAAAAAUCUAGAAAAAUAGAGGAUUCGGAUGAAGAUGGGGAACCGAGCGUCGUUAAGAAAAAGAAAAAGAUGGAAGCCAAAUUCAAAGUCGGCGAGAAGAUCGUCUGCCUUCACGAAAAAACUACUCCAUACCCAGCAAAAGUGACAGCGAUUCGAGUGGUUCGAGGUGUCGACAACUACAAUGUUCACUACAUAAGUUGGCAUAGACGAUACGAUGAAUUGGUUCCAUUCGGGGAGGAGGAAGGGAAAAUGUUCAAGGGAACACUGGAAGAUUAUAACAAGAAUCACAACAUCCCACCGGCGGAAGCAAUGAAGAAUCUCAUUAUUGGGAAGACGAGAACUCAUCCGAAAGCAAGUGCUGAUGGCAAGGAGAAUCGAAAGGCAGGGCGACCAAAGAAAAAAGAACGAGGAGGAUCCUCCAAUCACAUCCAUUCAACAUCUUCAGAACCCACUCAUUCUGUUCGUCUUGAAGUUGACUUACCUCCAGGACUUCUGAAAGUUUUAGGAGAGGAUCAUAGUCUGAUUGGAAGAGAUUUCAUUCCGGAAUUGCCAGUGACUCACUCGAUCGAUAUCAUUAUUGAUGAGUAUCUGGCGAAAGUGGAGAAAGAUGAGAAGCGAGAACUGGCAGAGAUUAAAGAAGGAGAGAGUGCGAAGAGGGAGAAGAAUAAAGUAUUGGUGAAGUAUGCAGGAAUCCGAGGUGCUAUUAGACAGCUUGUCGAGAUAUUCAACGCGUGCUUGAAUAACUUCCUGCUCACCGGAAAGGAGCGUUUCCAACACAGCGGACUUUUGCGCCAGGAAGCGACCAAAAAGCAUAUGAAGUUCAAGAGUGUCCUCGAAAUUCCAAUUGAUGCUGUCAGGUGUUCCGAACAUUAUGGAAUCGUUCAUCUGGUUCGCAUGCUGACGAAAAUCGACGAACUUCUUCAAGUAUCCGAGUGGAACGACUAUUUCAUGGAGAAGUUUAUGGGCUCGAUCCGCCAAUUCGUCGUGUUUCUCGAGGCGAAUCAUUUGAAGUACUGGACAGCAGAGGGUGGCUACAGAACGAUAACUGCCGACUGCCAAUAA
Molecule: messenger RNA, 1197 nt
Organism: Caenorhabditis remanei
Lineage: Eukaryota; Metazoa; Nematoda; Chromadorea; Rhabditida; Rhabditidae
Exons: 4
Coding region: 1-1197 (398 amino acids)
Biological process (GO): regulation of DNA-templated transcription; chromatin organization
Cellular component (GO): nucleus; NuA4 histone acetyltransferase complex
Source: RefSeq, a predicted model, not a curated record